GUGCGCUCACGUUGCAAUCAAUGUUGGCUCUCAAAAUAUCGAUGUGCGUAUAUAUCGAAAUUUCCCCAUCACUCAUCAAAAUCGCCGCGUUUGUUUAUUACACUGUAAUUUGUUUACAUCAGCAUGACCAAGAGCAAAAAACAACUGCGCGAGCAACACGCGGCCCGCGAAGCUGCUGAAGCGAACACAGCGAGGCUAGAAACAUGCAACGAUGCGUACACGAGCGGUGCAUUCCAUUACCUGCGUUUCUUGGUCCAUCUGCUAGCAGCGGCACAAUUCUCGUAUGGCAUUUACUACUAUUUAUUCAAAUUGUAUUGGCCGAAGGGUCUGCACGAGGAAGAGGAGCUAAAGACGCGAUGGGGCGGCAAGUUCAAGUACCUAACAUUCCUCGAUGUCGUCCUACAGGCAAUAUAUCACACCGUGGCCCUUUUAAAUGAUCUCUUUGGCGACAACUCAGUCACCGGUGUGUCCAAAUCGUUGUUGAGACGAUUGCGAGAUUACUUCUUUGCCACGUUUGCAUUCCCUAUAGCGCACAAUGUGGCCACCUCAUUUUGGGUCAUCUAUUUGUGGGAUCGAGAGCUCAUCUUUCCUGCUGAACUCGAUGCCAUUUUUCCCAGUUGGCUGAAUCACGUGGUUCACACGAAUGUUGCCCUUUUGGCCAUCAUGGAUUUGUUCACCUGCUUCCGUCACUACCCAAGCCGCUUGGCUGGUGUCACUGGCAACGCCGCGUUCAUGAUUCUUUACGUUAUCUGGGUGCAUAUCGUUAAAUACUUCAGCGGAGUUUGGGUUUAUCCACUUUUAGAGGUGCUGUCAAUGCCCCUGCGUUUUGUAAUGUUUGGUGGCUUGGUAGGAUUAAGUUUGGUAUGCUAUUUCGUCGGCGAAUUCAUCAACAAUAUUGUGUGGGCACCGGAGUUUAAGCUUCUGCAUCAGAAAAAGGUUAAACAGGGUUAAGAAAAAAAACAAUUGACUCCAUUUACAAACAAAGUAGAGAUUUGCAUAUUGUCGUGUUUGUUGUUGUUCCCAAAGAUACUCAGUUAUUUGUAAAUCAGGAGAUUAACUUAAGCAGACAGUUUUAGUAAAAUUCAUAUUCUGUAAAAUAA
Molecule: messenger RNA, 1100 nt
Organism: Drosophila albomicans
Lineage: Eukaryota; Metazoa; Arthropoda; Insecta; Diptera; Drosophilidae
Product: androgen-induced gene 1 protein
Exons: 2
Coding region: 124-951 (275 amino acids)
Cellular component (GO): membrane; endomembrane system
Source: RefSeq, a predicted model, not a curated record